Molecule: messenger RNA, 1527 nt
Organism: Brenthis ino (lesser marbled fritillary)
Lineage: Eukaryota; Metazoa; Arthropoda; Insecta; Lepidoptera; Nymphalidae
Source: the annotation of a GenBank genome assembly
AUGAAUCGGCUGUCAAGAGGAAGACUGUUGGUUGACCUGGUCACUUCAAAAGAUAAACUAUGUGAAGUACUCGACGAAGUAACUGGAGAGUUUCGACCCACUUUGGCUGACGCUCGAGAUCAGUUUGAUUUAAGUGAUGACGAGACAUUCUACGAAAUUUCGGAUUUCGAAUCAGUCGAACCUUCAGAUCCUGAGUUUGUUGUUGAUAAUAUUUUACAAAACUCUUCUAGUGAUACGGAGAUUGAAGAAGUUUUAGACGAACAACGUGGACAGUUAACACGUAAACGAAAAAGAGACGGCCGGCAGAAAAAGCGAAACAGUAAAGGUAAAGCAGAUAGAUCAACAUGGAAAAGAAUUAAAAACGCUGAGGCAAGACUUAAAGGAGAGCAGUAUGAGGGCUUUCAAAAGGAUGAACACGGAAAAUAUCAACAGACUGUCGUUCGUCCGGCUAAAACAUUGCAAAGUCCCUGCAAUGGUCAUACUAAAACACAGCAUCGUGGUCCGCAGCAGCAAUUUGAAUGUGAUAAUAUGACUGAAAAUGAAAGACAGAUAAUAUUUCAUGAGUUUUGGAAGAUACCAUCAUGGAAUGCUCGAAAAGUUCAUGUCCGAAGCUUGACUACCAUCAGCGCUCCGCAGUAUCGUCGUAGUUCUUCGGAAAACAGCAGAAAAGGGACUUCUUUCAAGUAUUUUUUAAUGUUGCGGUCAGAAAAUACUGCUAAAAGAAUACACGUCUGCAAGGUAAUGUUUCUGAGAACAUUGGGCAUUGGCCAAAGACAGCUGAGAGACUGGCUUACAGAAACUCCUUUGAUUGCGAGGGAUCCUGUUCUUACUCCAGCCCUAUCACAGCCCGGGAAAGAUAAAUCGGAAGAAGUUAACAGUAUUGUUGAAUUCUUUGAUAAGUUGCCUAAAGUAGAAUCUCAUUAUUGCCGCAGCUCCACUACAAAGAAAUAUUUAGAACCUAUUUGGAAUAGCAUUACAGGCGAUUUAUACACAGAAUACAUAAAUUUUUGCACCACUAAUAAUAAGAAAAAACAUAGCACUGCUUCUUUUUCCCGAAAAUUUCAUGAUUUAAACAUUUCUAUUUUUAAACCUAGAAAAGAUCAGUGCUGCAAAUGCAUUGCGUUCAAACAUGGAAAUAUAACUGCAGAUGACUAUGCCAGCCAUUUACAAAGGAAAGAAAGGUCUAGGGAAGAGAAACAUAAUGAUAAAGAACACUCUGAGGGUGAAGAGUCGUCAAAACUCGUCAGAGAUAAAAAGAAAGGAGUUAAGGGUAAUGUUUUUAAAGUAGCAGGAGCUAAAAGCUUGAAAAAAACUAAAGCCAAAGCUGUGAACCUAGGAUUAAAAAAAAACAUAAAACAGAAUAUUGUGGAUAUAGAUAAGCAGUUUUUAGAUAUAAGUAAGAAUCCGAAAGCAAGAACUAUAGAAGAAGCUAAAACUAUAGUUAAACCAGAACAGAAGAAAACUGAAAGUAAAAUAACGAAAGAGGAAGUGGCAUCAACAGCUGAUCAAAUAGUGAAGAUGGAUUUA